AACCCAACUAUGAACACAAUUGUUAUGGGUAUUUGUGAGCUUAGACUUCGAAUGAAUACUUGGCUCGAUUGUUCAUAUCCAGAGGUGGUGAGUAUGGCCGAGAAUAUGAUCGAGAAAUUCAAAAAAUAUUGGAAGGACAUACAUAUUAUUUUCUCAUUGGCACUCAUUUUGGAUCCUAGAUUCAAGUUCAAAAUGAUUGAUUACUACUACGACAAACUACAUGGAGCCGAUGCUUGGAUAGAAAAAGAGAAGAUCCGAAAUGCGUUGUGUGAGUUUGAAAAUGCAUACAAAUCUAAGUCUUCAGAUGCUCUUU
Striga hermonthica is the source of this 313-nucleotide messenger RNA. The record is from the annotation of a GenBank genome assembly. NCBI's taxonomy places the organism in Eukaryota, Viridiplantae, Streptophyta, Magnoliopsida, Lamiales, Orobanchaceae.